AUGUCGACCGCAGACAACAACCGAUUGGACGUGUUGCUUUAAUAGUUACGCAACUUCUAACAAAAUGAGUAAGAAUAUCUGAGACUAUUGCAUGAGGUGAUUGAGUACCUUGAGUACUUGCAACAGUAAAGUAGCUCUCAGAACAUAGCCCAGUUCCAAAGUGUCAUCAUUCCCGAAAUCAUCAACAUCAUGUGGGACAAGGAACCAGUCAUGGUGGAUUGCGUUAGACACAAAAUACGCCGCUACAGUCUUGAGAUACUUCUAAUGACACCCUUCCCAGACGACAAGGAUCGUAUCCCCCACAAAAAGAUCAUAGAGCUAAUUAUGAAGGUAUUGCUCCACGAUAACGAAGAGAAUGCAGAGUUAGCUCUCAAGAUACUGCUUGAAAUCCAAAGAUUCUACAAGACCAGUCUCAACGCUCUCGAGGAUCACCAGACCGAGUUUCUGAGAUAUUGCCAAGGCCUGUACGAGAUGCUGCCCAGGAAACUAGAGCAAGUGAAGAUUGUGGAUGAAAGUCAGAACUAAAUCAGGAUAACUCAGGCCUCUGAGGAGAAGACGCUCAUAUCUUCAACAGAGUCAAUGAAGAACAUAGCAAACUGCAACUACUUCUACUUAGUAAUGAGUUCCUUGUUCGAAGACCGCCACAAAGAUAUCAUCAUUCAGCUCAUUCAGACUAUCUUCAGAAUGCUUGAGUGCUUCCCAGAGAGCAUCCUACCUUAAGUCAAGAACAUGACUCUGUACAUGGAAUUCUUGGAGAUACUCAAGACUAUCAUGAGCUUCUUUACCUUCAUUUUCAAGAAGUCACUGCAAAACGAGGUACUAGAUAACUUCGAUAAGAUCAUUGGCGCAGAAAUUAAAAUUCUCAAAAACCUCCCUCAACAUGGACACCAACUCAGGAAAGACAUUCUAAACAUGAUUAAGUACAUGAUCCAGGAGGUCUAGAAUCUUGAGAGAAGUGACACUCAAAAUAGGAUCACUGAGCGAGAGCCCUUGUACAGAAAGAAGAAUCUAUUUCUUCACAAGAACAUCAACGACUUCUUAGACAUGAACACAAUCUUCGGUUCAGGCAAGCUCACCAAAGAACUUCAGUUCAAUGGAAGGUCUCUCAUAAUGACCUAUAUUUCACACUCGCGUGAGCCGCAGAUGGAUGCAGCAUAGUUGAAUAAGUGUCUGCAGAUGAUCAUUAGAAUGCUGAAUGACCCCACAGUGCACUUCCACCUGAAGAUGACUUUGAUCCAUUUACUGUAUCGAAAGUAUGCAGAGCUUAACAAUAUCAUCAACCAAAGCGAUGGCAAACUGCAAGUUGAAAUACUCAAGACCCUGAUCAUGAUAUUCAAAGAUCUAGAUGUUUGGAUUAAGAUCGCAGCUGAUGAGUUAAGCACCUUCAAGGCAGAAGUCAUCAAGCUAAGGAACAACAGUGUGAAGUGGAUGAAUGACAUCGAGCAAAGAGAUGUCAACUUUAAGGAGCUAUUCCUACAGGAUGAGUAUCAGUUCUAUGAAGCAGAUAAGGUCUAGCAAAUUGACGUGGAGAAAAUACAGGAGAAGUUUUACUUCAACUUCAUGUUUGACUUCAGCAUAUCGCAGAGCUCAAACCAGCACGAUAUCAUAAGGAACAAGUCCAAGUACUACUCCUUGAUAUCACUCAACGACUAGUAACUGAAUGACCAGAUAGAGGCUCAAAAGGAAAACUGCUUCAAGUUGGUCAAGCAGAUCAUUCAACUUAUUGAUAGCAUUCUCUCGUACUUAAUUGGAACCAUAAAAAAAUCUAACUUCUACAAGAAAAGCUUUAUGAAGCUAUUGAGAAAACUAUUGAUCCACGGCUCUAGAGUGCUGUAGAGUCUUUACGACAUGUUCCCCUAAGAUAAGGAUAAGAACAACGAUUUGAUCAAGAGAUUCGCCAAGAUCUUCAAAGGAAUGAAGAACCUCCAGUUUAGAGACCUGUUUUCAUCUGUUGAAGACAAGUUCUUUGGCUACGUUUUGGAGACCAAGGCCACAAAGGGAGACACAGGAGUUGUCCUCUUCGCAGACUACUUAAUGAGCUUUUAGCAAUCUCAGCCGGGCCAGCCAGUAGCCCCCACUGAUUUGAAUAAGAACCUAGAUGACCAGGCAGCCUACAUGCUUGAGAUAUUCUUUGGCUACAUCAACAAAAAGAUGAGAGUGUUCAACAAAUCAAUGGAGAACGAGUAGAUUCUCACACUGAACAAACUGGACCAGAGACUUGCGAAGAUACCCACUCCUGAUCUCUAAGACACCUUAUAAAAGCUGACUCUAAUGAUUGGAAAUAAAGCUCUGUCUAAGAAAAGCGAUCUCAGAAUGAAAAACCUCUUCUUUUCGGUGUUCGUCUUCUGCAUUAAAUACACAAAAGCGAGUUAGAUAGUGCCCUACUAUUUCGCAGUAAUAAGGAAUUUGUUCAAAGAACUUGGAAUGAUCAACGACAACACCAACUUUGUCAAGGAAUUCAUCCCGUUAAUGCAAGGACUUCUCGAAACCUUCCUCUAGGCGAAAGAAGAAGCGGCAUUCAUCAAAGAGACUAAUGAGAUAUGCUACUCAGUACCUGCAAAGCUUAAAAAUCUGAUUGAGUACUUACCAAUUAUCUCAAGACCACUUAUUGAUUCCAUGAAGUCAAAUAACAUUGAGCUUAUCGAAAGUGGCAUAAACACAAUCCUCACUUGGGUUUAAGCUUUGACAUCCUAUCCUGAGAUACUAGAUCCUGUGAUUGAUAACAUUCUCCCUGAGUUAAACAGCUUACUCUAGAGAAUUCUUUACCUUCUGCCUAACUAUAGUUUCAAGCUACUUGGUAAACUUGGAGCAAAGAGCAGAUAGUACCUUGAGGAUAAAGAAUUUAAAUCUAAGAAUUUCCCAGAAGAUGGGUUGAAAAUUGACUUGCAGGAUAAAAACUCUGGAAAGACUAUAGUUCUUGGCAUUGACUCAGCAAUAGAUGUCGUCUUGCUCAAAAUAUUUGACAGUUUCCACAAAUUUAGUCACUAAAAACUACUGGAAGCAUUCAAGUUGGUGAAGGCUUCAUUCAUAUGCUUCUUAGAGCCAGAAUUCGAUGUUGAUUAUAUGGUUGCCUCAAUCAUCAAUGCUAAGACUAAAAAUACUGAACUACUUACUGCUUAUUCAAUGAAUUCUGCUAAAUACUUUGAUUCAAGCCAAACUUAGAUUAAAGUGAGUUCUCUAGGAAAGGGUUCCGAAUCUCAUGCAUUUGAAAAGAUACUUAAAUGUCUCUUAAUAGCUUGCUCCAUGCCUAAACAUAAUCCUGAAAUCAAGGUAGUUCACAAAAAAAUCAAGAAAUUUUUCAAAUGGGUGACUCAAUAUUUCACCUUGAUAUACAUAUGCAAAAAUGGUAAAUUAAAGGAGAAUCUUAUAAAUGAAAUCAGUCCAUUAGUCUUCAUUGAAAACAUCUGCGAUUUCUUAUACUACAAUAUGGUCUAAGGACUUCCAAAGAACCAACAUAGAUCUUACUUCAAGGGCUCUAUGACUGCUUUAAAGACCAUGAUAAAAUUGGUUAAGGAGAUUUAUGGCGAAGAAGAUGAUCAAAUCUAUGAAAAUCUUGAGUUCAUUCAGAUCCUAAUUCAAAAGAUCUGCCAUCUAUCCUAUGGGCAGGAUCUACCCAAAAAGGUGGCAGCUAUUAAGACUCUGCAAAUGAUCAUCAAAGAGCUGCCUAAGAGAACCAUCAAAUUCCAUUAUCUAUCCUUUGUUGACUCUCUUUUCCACAUUUUGAACACAAAUAACGAGUCCUUAGUGUAUCAAGUGGAGAAAGAAUGUAAGGUAACUCUAAACUUGUUCUUUGAAAAGGUGGGACUAUACAGUGAAAACAUUCUGGAUACUAUUGAUGAAGCUGAAAAAGAGUUUAACUUUGCGAUCAUUGAUAAGAUUCUCUUCAUCUUGAUUCAAAAUAAAGUUUCCUCUAGAAAUGUAGCUAUACAUUUCUUGGAGUUGAUAUCUACUAAGAGCAAGCAAAGUGUUUCAAAGAUAUUGCAUACAGUCUAGUGUGAGUUUUACAAUUAGUAGAUUCUUCAAUAAUAGCAAAUGGCUUAAUAAUAGCUGUAAUAGAGAUAGUAGUAGUAAUAAUAAUAACAGCAAUAGUAACAACAGUAGAACACACAGAACCAACAACCUCCAUAAUAGAUGCCUCAAUCAACUGUGCCUGAGCAACAAGUGCCGAUUGUCUAAAAUACAGUUUAAGAUAGAUCAUGGGCCAAUUACCUUGUAGUUUAUCAAAUAGAGGCCAAAGCUAAGAAUAUCUUUGCCUUAUUCAAAGGUGGAUAUACCUAGGUAUUACAUUUGGUGUCAUAGCUAGAUUUGAUGGAAUUCCUGCUGAAGCAUAAAAUCAUAGAGCCCAUUAAUAAAGUUCAUAUUUAUCUGGCUAUAUGCGAUUAGCUCUUGAAAAUUCUAGAAGACGAAGUUGAGAAAUGUGAGCAAAAAAAUGACGCUCAACCAGGACUUAGAAGUGAUGAACUAAACAGCACUGCUGCAAGAGCUUCUGUAAAGUAUAUGAAGUUAGAGAAGCAAUAUAUAAGUUAAAACAAGACCUAUGAUCCCUACUCACAUACUAUGCACCCUCAUCAUUUCCUUUAAAGUUAAUAGUUUGAAGUGGAGGAGCAAGCUAAGAGGGAUAAACAUGCCCAAGAUAUUGAGGAGGCUAAAUUUAGCUAUACUUUGUUUGAAAUCUUCCAAGAUAGGAGACUAGAUUUGAAUACCUCAGCGACAGAAACACUUAGACCUGAGGAACUUUAAGCCUAGAAAGCUAGAACUCAACAGAGGAUAACAGAUUUUAUAUCAAAAUUGUUCCAGCCAGGCAUCAAGGCAAGCGAUAUAUCAUUUGAGUACAUCCACCAUAUGUAUGAGUUGUUCCCCAAUCACAGACUUCAUACUGAACUUAUUUGCAAAUGCCUAAAACUUUUAUGUGACAUAACUAUUGAGGACGAUAUGAAUAAAUUCUUUAAAGAAAGGCAAUAGUACUAUUUUGAUCAACAAUCACAAAACCAAGUUAAUCCUGCCCAACCCUAACUACCUCCAGGCAAUCCUUAAGCUCUAACCAGGAAGCUAGAUCUCUAUGCAGUCGAGAUUAAAUCAAAGUCAAUUGCAGUCUAUUUCAAAUUCUUCUCAAGAGAAGAGCAAAACAUUUACAAAACAGCAAAGUAAUGCUUGAAGCGUAUUCUCAGAAAAGAAUCUAAUUAACAAGAGGCAUUGCCAAAUCAGAUACUUAAAGAGUGUGUAAGACCUUCUUUGAAUAUUCUCAGCUAAAGAGGAUCUUACCCAGCUUUAUACUAGCAGUUAACGAGACUCAUAAAUGUACUGCAUGGAUGCUUUAAUGACCAGCUAGGAAGGCAUUUGAUUAAGAGUUAUGAGUAGAAUAAGCAGAAAGUGUUUGAAGACUACCAAUUGAACUUUAACAGUCAGCCUAACACCUCAAAUCAGAAUGCUGAUGGAACGACUCAGGCUUAGCCUCAGGCAUCUACUUCAGUACCAAUGGAAUCCGAGAUGACUGAAAGCUAGAAAGCUUAAGAGAGACAACGCAAGUUUAAUGAGGAUUAUGAGAGGCUGAUCUUCUUGCACAACUUGAAAAUAGAAGAACUGGAAAUCGCCAAUCAUAUUAUCAAGAUACUUUAUCUACUUCCUACUAGCAGAGCUGAGAUAUUCAGAAUACUAAUUCAACUUCCAGACUUCGAGCUCCAAGUUAUCUAAGAACUAGAAGAGAAAUUUGAACUGACUUUCGAGCGAAUGGUUGAGUUUUAUCAAAACCCCAGCCACCCUACUAAUCAUGAAGCCAAUAUUAAACCCUUAUCAAUCAGACUUGGAUUGCUGAAGAGUGAUUUCAGAGUUGGCUUGACUAAAUAUUUUAACAAAGCACCAUUUGAGAGUUUAGACUUAUUCAGAUCAUUCGUUAUUAACAAAAUAUCAUUUGAAGUAAUUGACAUUCUCAAGGAGCCAGGAUCUUAUACUCUUAGAGAAAGAAUCUCGAGAGAUGUAGAUAUUUUAAGAAAUUAUCUAAAUGAAGCUAUUGAAAGUGAUGCCUUCAAAGCUGGUAUCAAAAUGGUGUGCAUAUUCCUCAAGUAUAAUAAAAACUUCCUCAAUAGUAACAGCAGUUAUUCUAUAGUCAAAAUACUCUUUGACAAAUGGCUGGACCUUGCCCCAAUCAACAUUUAGGAUUAAGUGAGGCUAAGUUAAUUCAAGUCAUUAUCAAACAUCAGACACCUAUAUCAGAAAAUCAUGAAAUGCUUGCUAUAAUAUUGCAAAUCACCCAACGCUAAGACUGAGUUCAUGAUCUAGCUCAUCAAAGGAUUUAGAUAUCAGACUAUCAUUGAUAUGCUGCCAGUAAAGGUAUUUUUCUAAUAUGAAAUUCCUCACAACUACCCACUAAACAAGAAACGAGAUCUUUUGAUAUACACUCUAUAAAAGUUGAGGUACACAGAUAGCAGCUGGACUGAGGAGGAAAAGUUUAUGAUUUUUGAGUUGGCAUUUAUCCCAAGUAUAAUCUAUCACUCAGUAGCUGGCAAUGAGCAGUUCUUCUAGUAGCUUGUCGACCAAAGACUUAUGCAAGAGUUUAUAGAUAUAUUUUUUGGAAUUUCGCUGCAACAAACUUAACCUCAAGGCCCCUAUGGCAGAAUUUAAUACCUUGAACUAUUUAGAUAGAAGUUAGAGAUAUCCUAGUAAGUAUCGUUUGAAUAGUUUUAGAUAGAGAUCAUCAAGGUGAUUAACCUUAUGUUCAGAUAUUUUGAUUACCCCACCAUUCAGUAAACAUGCUAGUAGCAGGAGAUCAAAAAGAUCUCGUAGUUUUUGUAUCAAUGCUCAAAGAAAGCUAAUAAUGCUACUCUUAAGGAAUGGGCAUACUACACACUGACUUCAUUAUUCAUUAAGAUACUAGACUUUGCAGCCAGAUACAGUACUGUAAGUUAACCACUGGACAAUGAAAUGGUAACUAUGAUAGCCUAAAUGACUGACUAAGUUCUGAUGAUGAUUCUUUAGCAUGCCACUAAUCUCUAAGUGAAGGCAUUGAUUCACAAAUCAUUCAGAAACAUAAUCAAUAUAUUCCAAGAUCAGCAAAUCAGAGAGACUAUCACCGGAAGCUAAAUGGGUUAAAGCAAUGCAGAUUAUGUAUCCAUUUGCAUCAAGAGAGCUCUAACAUUUGAAGGCAGGAAUUCUGCUAAUUAAAUAUAUCUCUCAAGCUUUAUCAUCGGCCAUCAUGAGUCUUUCUAUCAAUUCUAAGAGCAAUUCUUCUCAAGAAUCCAAAGAACUAUUCAAAGAUUUAGCAUUGCCUAUCAACCAAAUUUAGCUUAAAGAUAACUACUUGUAGAAUUAUCAGCCGUGGUGAUUUAAUGGAUAUCUAGAAGAAUCUAUAAUAGCAUGUAAAGAUUGCAGCCUCCAAUCUCUGAUUAGUAGGAAUAGAUGUACCAUUUCCUCUUCAGCAACAUUCUCUAUAACCUUAUCAGAAAUUCUGUUAUGGUUUAAUUCUCUUCCAAUGAGUCAAUCAAAGAUGUUCUUGACUUGUCCAACUGCUGUCUCAAGCAAAUCAAACUCCUUGUCAGAGCCUUUUCCAAUGUCAGGAUUUAAUUCCCCUUCUUCAAUAGACUGCUCUAAUAAGAUGGAGGUGAUCGCGAGCAUCUGCAAAUAGUCCGCAUGGUCAUUUUGAAUGUUUCCUACAUUUUAAUAAAGUAUUAAAGAAACAGCCAGGAGUUUAAGAACUUCUUCCUAGACUACAUCGUUGGUACAAAUACCAAGUAUCAGAAGGGCAUCUUAUUCAGUUGCAAAAUACUGAUUCAGCUAAUCAACUAGAACCCUGAUUAGAAUCAACCUAUAUAUCUGCAAAUUCAGAACUGCCUCAAAAACGAUCUGUAGAAGUGCUAGGAUGAGAAUAUAAAUGAGAUUCAAGCAAAGAUGAGAGCUAUUGAUGAAAAAUACUAAGUAGAUCAAAAGCCAAGCGUAUUGUCAUUCUAAGAACAUGCGAUAUUAAUAUCUAGCACAAUUCCUCAUUUUGCCAUCAGAUUCCUUAAAGCUCUAGAUCAGUCAAUUAAUGAUCCAAAUUCAAGUAUUUAUCAAAGGAAUGUCUAAUACUGUGAGAAUGAAUUCCAAUUUCUCAAAGACCUUGCCACUACCAUCUUUAGAGUAGUUGGGUUCUUUAGAAAACAAAUCAUAUUUGAUUAGGGUGAAGUUAACCCUCUUAAGGUCAGAGUAAGGCACAAUGUAGUUUACUAGGCUUGCAACGCUAAUACCUAAUUUACUCCAGAAAAGGAUUUAAUUGAGAUGUAAGACGACAUAGUUGUGCUUAAAAUCGAGGAACCUAACUACGACAUGUUUAACAAGGAAACCAUCAUGAUGGGAGUAUUGUGCAUUAUCAAAAGAAUAAAGAAAAUGCCUCAGGAUUAAUGCAUCCUAAUCUUGGAAGUAAUAUAGUACAUAAUUCAGACUUUCUUCAAGUACAACACUAAUGAGUACAUUCUGGAAUGGCUAAGAAAAAUAACUGAUGCGCUAAUUGAGGAUGAGGAGGAUGAUAUUUCAGUACUUAAUAUGGAUUAAAAGUCUUCCUAUGUAAACAAGAUGCUAAACAAGAUUGCUGAAAUACAGACUCCAGAAAAGAAAGACCUACCUACAACUAUCCAGCUAGUUGAAGCAAUAUUUGAGUAGGGUAUAAGAUUCCUAGAGAAGCAGACUUCCUUACACAAUGAAGUCACAACCAGAUUGUUUGAAAAGGUGUUCUUGAACUUGAAGGGCAAAUCUGUACCUCUCAAGCAGAGGGUAUUUAAGAUGUAUGAAAAACUCUGCGGCUCAGGUUUGUUCAAGAAACUCUAAUACUUCUUCAGCAAGCAUCAACUUGAAGAUCAUGACAAGAUCGCUUUCAUGCAAAGUCAAAGUCAACUGCUAGACUUCACUCUUUACAAUUUCAGAACUGAUUUGCCUCUCAGCAAGACUAAGUAUUCCUCUAGACUAUUCCCUCUCUAUAACAUAAACAUAAAGUUCUAAAAAGAUGUGUCACUUGAUGAAAACCCUUUGAUGCUUCAGAAUUCAGAGUAUGAAAGACUUACCAUAUAGUUGCAAGGCUUCGGUAGAAAGAUUAACAAAUUCAAGAAACUAAAGAUAAAGGACAUGAUGGAUUCAAUAUCUGAAAUAAUUAGUAUCAACCCAAGUCAUGGCACUGACAAGAACAUAUCAGACAAACUGUUCAUCAAGCUAUUUUGGCAAUACUGGAAUAUACAAACUAGAGAGGAAUAGCAAGUUUUAUCUGAAAACAUAAAUCAAUUCCUGAUGAGCACUAUCCCACUGAUUAACAACCCAGACGUUAGGAAAAACGCAUUUCCUAAGACAUUCCUAGAGUCUAUUGCAACCAUAUCUCCUCAAAUCAGAUUGGAACCAGAAGUAUUGUAAUUCCUAGGCAAGAAUCUUAAGAUGUGGCAUGUGUCUAUUCCAAUAUUAGAGAACCAUUUUGCUCUCUAUUAAAGCAAUGAGAGAUACAUUUUCUCCUUAAAUGAACUCUACAGCAAAUUGGCAGAGGAGGAUUACAUAGCAGGUCUUAGAAGAAUCGUUACAGAUGCUUAGGAAACUAGAGCUGCAAUAAGCUACGGUUAGCACCAUAUGUGGGAAGAACUCAACCAAUAAUUCAAUCAAUUCAUCAUUCUUUAUGCUGAGUAAGAAGGAUUGUACACCUAGAUGGACAAUGAUUACAAUCUUCCAGGAAAGUACUCUAGGCAGCUUCAGAUAGGUUUCUAUGACAAACUGAAAAAGGAUCACAGAGAGGCUACAAAGAAAAACAUACUGGAGAGAUCUCAAGGAUUAGACUCCAGUUAAAUCUAGUAGUAUGUAGACUAAGAGGAUUAGAACUUAGACAGACAGAUUGAUGAAAUUGUGAUGACAUCUCAAUAGUAGAGCAGAUUGCAAAAGAGAUUAGAUACAAGCAAGUUUGCAGAAAUAGAUUUGCGUAUUUGGGACAAUCUUUUCAUUGAGAGUCUAAAGGUUUUGAAUAAAUGGGAUCAAUACAGGGAUAUCGCUCAUGCUCUUAACAAUUAAGAGAUGCUAAUUGAGUUCUACUGGAACUACAAGGACUGGCCCAAUUUACACUCUUUUGCAAAUGUGCUGAAAAAGAGCGAAAACUUCAAGUAUCAGUUCUAUUACAUCUACUGUCUUAUUCAAUCUCAAUAACACCAACUUUUUGAUGAAGUGUUUAAACAAAUAAUCUAACAGGCUUAUAAAGAAUGGGAUCAACAUCUACCAAACUAUGUAGAUAACAUCUAAUUCUAGAAUCUAAUAAUGUUCUAACUGAUCUUCGAAAGCAGUGAAGGCGGAAGAAACAUGAUUAAGGAGGCACAAAAUCUAAGAAUGAAGUAGAAACUGCACGACUUCAAGUCUAACAUCAACAUUUGGCGAGAGAGAGUGCCCCACAAGUGCGAGAGCAUCUAAGUCUGGAAGGAUGUCCUCGACAGCAGGAACUUCAUUUUUUCACAUAUAAGCAUGCUGCUGAGUCCCAACUAGGCUCCAAGCAACAUAGGUAACUAGUCCCAGAUGGAGUAGCAGUAAAGAUAACAAGCUGAGUUCUCAAGACAGCAGCUAGUUAACGAAUUCCUAGAUGUUUCAUGGAACUACUACAAACUAGCUCAGAUCAGCAGAAAGUAAGGGCUACCCACUCUGGCAUACUUCUAUCUGUAAUAACUAAGAAGAUAAGUGUCAUUCAGCUAGGAAAGCGAGAACAUUAAGUAUGAGAGGUUCAAAUGCGACUAUGAAGACUUGAAGAUCAACUUAUCAUACAAUUACAAUCCAAAGUCUCUCGAGUAUGUAGUCAACUAAUAUGUCAAGGAACUCUCAAGGAAAUACUUGCCACCAGAGGAAGUUGAUGCAUCACUCAAUCUAAUAAAUGUUCAGCCAAUUCCUUACUUUGAACCCUGGCAAGCUGCAGAGAUUCAAAGAUUAAUUGGAGAUUACUACUUUAAGAUCGGAAACUUAAAUCAAUGCUAGAAGUACUUGAUGCAAUCUUUGUAGAAAAAUAAGAGAGAAGCUAAAACAUGGCUCUCAUACGCGAAACUCAACCAAACAGUAUUCGAGAACAAGAGAAAUGAAGCAGCUUUGCAAAACACUCUUAAGGGCUACUUCUCAUAUAUUCUUCUAAACCUACCCAAGUCCAGACUUAUUAUACCUCAAAUCUUGAAAUUGCUUCGAAGAAAAGACAUCUAGUAUCCUACUGUAAGAGAGUUUAUGUUGAAAAAUCUUGAGUAGAUGCCAACAUGGAUCUGGCUAUUUUGGAUUCCUUAGCUGUAGCAUAUACUCUACAAAGCCAUAAACAAUCUGGAAUUAUGUUUAAGCGUCAAAGUGCUAGAAAAAAUAAGCAAACUAUACCCUCAAUCAUUCUAUUACCCUCUUAAGUUGAAGUAAACUCAUGAAGAGUAGAACCCUUAAGUUUUGAAUUAGAUCAGAUCAUUCCUCAAGAAUAUGCAGCAAGCCAAUUUCUAGGCCCUUCAUUUGAGUGAUAAAAUUGCAUCUGAGUUCAACAAAAGCAUGAAAAUGCCAACUGAAGAAGAACUCUAUCUGCUCCUCAAUAAGAUACUGUGCAUUUCUCACUUCUUUAAGAUUGAAAAUUUUGAAAAUGACUUCUAGAACUUCCUUCGCAGUAUAUUUGACAAGUUCUUUAGAGAAGAAACGAUCUAGUUCAACCCAGUUUUGAGUCAUCUUAGAGCCAAAUUCCAAAAUGAUUUUUUGAAUGAGGCAACAAUGGAAAGAGACAUCACAGAAGUCAUCAGAAGGCUCAAGAAUCUUAAGGAUUUCCUUCACAGAAAGCUAAGUCUUUCUGAGCAAAAGACCAAUCUUGAACUUUUAAGUCCUUAUCUAGCCAAUUUCAAUGAAAAGGGAGUUGAAUUGCCAGGUCAAUAUAUGAUCACUGAUUAAGAGCCCAUUCCUUAGAAUACGAUAUUCAUAUAGAAGUUUGAGCCAGUUAUCUAUAGAAGUGGUAUAACCACAAAGAAGAUUGUAAUUAAGGGCAGCAAUCAAAAGGUUUAUGGCUUUACAGUGAGUUUGCUAAGUAACAGGGAGGAAACUAUCAAGCAUUUCUCUGAGGAAAGAGUGAUUCAAGUGAAGAUGAUGAUGAAUCAAAUCUUCCAAAAGAAUAAGGAGACUAUGAGGAGAGGUAUUAAAUUCUAUAUUCCGAACAAAUCAGUAAUGCACAGAUGCAAACUCUCGCAAGAGGAUCUUUCAUUCGGCAAUCUUUAGGAAAUUCACGAUUACUUAUUCUAAGAAAGAGGCUUAGAUUCAGAUUUAGCAUUCAAUAUUCAACUCCAAAAGCUUAAGGAAAUAUUUAAUGAGUAUGAUGAGGGUCAGCAGAAGACCAUAUCAUCUUUAACACCAGAGAAAAAGAAGUAGGUCUUUGAAGAAACAUACGAUGAGAUGAAAAACAUAUAUUGCUAGCCUUACCUGCUAAGUUCAUUCUUCCACAGAAUAUUCUACUCAGUGGAUGAUCUGUUUAUCUUUAAGAAGUAGUUUACGACCUAUCAUGCGGUGAACUCUUUCUUCUCCUAUAUCUUCACCCAAGUAGAAUUCUCAAGCUUAAACAACAUCUCUUUCUGCAAGACCUCCGGCAGAUUGAAUUACAAUGAAGCCAAGCUGACUGAACUGCUUAAGAAUAAGUUGCUAAAGCUUAAAGUGUAGACCAAUAAAUAGAUAGAUUAUGAUGCGAUCGAGAGAGAUGAAGUUUAUAAUCAGUAAAAUCCUCUUACCCCUGUGAGUAGUUAUUUGCCAUUCAGACUGACUAACAAUAUUGUGGAAUUCAUGGGCAGAACUGGAUUGAAUGGUUUGUUCGCUGGAGUUAUGACUUCAUGCUCUCUGGCUUUGUCCAAGCACAAUGAAAAAUUCCUCCCUCUAAUUCACAUGAUAUAUCAAGAUGAGAUUGGAGGGCCAAAAGACUAGAUGACUUAGUUUAUAAACAGUUGCUGUGACUAUCUCAAAUUCAAGGUCACUAGUCUCUCUUAAAAUAAAAAUAUCAUUCAAGAUACAACUUCUAAUCCCAUGUUCAAUAAAGAUUCAGUAGGAGAGAAUCAACCUAACCAGGAAGGCCAAGUUCCACCCUAGCAACAGUAAAUGCCGGCUAGCAUGGAUCUCGGGCAGUCAGAUGAAUGGGAUGAUGUGAUUUUGAUUGCGGGAUAAAAAGUUCCCAAAGCUUAUUUGAAAUUUGAAAUUGAAAAACCACACACCUUUGAGGAAUUUAACAAAAAGGUGUUUGAACUUAUGGAGAUUGCAAUGGACGACAGAAGACUAAGCCAGAUGAUAUCAAGUUGGAACGCUUGGUUCUGA
Messenger RNA from Stylonychia lemnae, 13269 nucleotides. The record is from the annotation of a GenBank genome assembly. Lineage: Eukaryota; Ciliophora; Spirotrichea; Sporadotrichida; Oxytrichidae.